AUAAAUUUAAAUAAUUUUAUGUUUCCAAUUAGAAAAAGUAAAAAUAUUGAAUUUACUGAUAAAGAAUUAUUAUAUAAUGAUACGUUUGGUAGUUUUAGAAGUAAAAUUGAAUCAUGUUUUGGAAAUCUUGGCAAUAAGUUUAAAAGAUUUAAUAAUAAUGAAGGAUCAAUUAAAGUAACAGAUUUAAAAGUUUAUAAUUUGCAAUUAAAGCUUAAUCAUAUAUUAUGGAUUAAUGAGAACUUUGACUAUCCUAAUCCACUUAAAAAUGAUUGCAUAAACAAUAUAUUUUAUGAAUUUGACUUAUUAAGAAUAACUGAUAUGACAAAUCAACAAGAUGAAUUUUUGAAUAAUUAUUUUUUCGAUUCUAAUAGUAAUAAUAUUAAUAUAAAUAGCAUGGAUAUAGAAAAUGAUUCAGAAUUAGAUGAAGAUAGUUUUGAAGUUGAAAAAAUUAUAAAACAUAGAAAGUUUAAAAAAAGAAUGAAAUUUUAUGUUAAAUGGAAAGAUUAUGAUGAAACAUUCAAUGAUUGGGUUUGGCAGGAAGAUUUUAAUGAUGAAGCAAUUAUUGAUGAAUACUUG
Zychaea mexicana is the source of this 576-nucleotide messenger RNA. RefSeq lists its product as uncharacterized. The record is from RefSeq and is a predicted model, not a curated record. The transcript is spliced from 2 exons. The annotation marks the transcript as partial. NCBI's taxonomy places the organism in Eukaryota, Fungi, Mucoromycota, Mucoromycetes, Mucorales, Lichtheimiaceae.